AUGGCCAACUACAUAGAGGGUUUAGCCCUCGGAUACGGCUUCAACAAUACCAAUCUGCCCGAGGGGCUUGAUUCUGCGCAACAGUCCACAGCAUCGCCCUCAUCCAAUACCCAGCAAGAUGCUUCGUCAUACACCCAACCGACGACUUCCUUCCAAGGCAACGUUACUGUCUAUCAGACGACAGGCCCCGAUGCCCAUACGGGUCCGAUCCAGCAACCCGGAAGCAACGCUCCCGCCCUGAACCCGCGAUCAUGCGUAACCUGUCGCCGCCGGAAAGUCCGUUGCGACAAGCAGAUGCCGUGUUCCAACUGUCGUCGAGCACAAAUUCCCUGCGUUUUCCCCGCCCCUGGGAGGGCACCGCGGCAGCCGCGCCGAAAGGACCCUAACGCCCCCACCAAGAACUCAAGCCAGCGCGAGAUCGAGUUGAUGAAGAGGUUGAGGAAGCUGGAAGGCAUAGUGGAAGAACUCAGUGGACAGAUCGAGGUCGAGUCUGGGGGCAAAGGUGCCUCAUCUGCUAGUUCACCUGAGGCUGCACAUGCAGGUCAAAACACAUCGUUUGAGACAUCGGCACCUAACCCUCAAAGGCAUCUAUCAAACGCAUCUUCUCACCAUGGAAACACGGGAAUGGUUGGUGACAGCCCACGGGGUAGCGAUGCUACAAGUGAACACAGUGAGGCAGCGCGCAAAAAUAUGCACAAAAAGUUUGGACGACUGGUUUUAAACGAUACAGCUGGAAGCCGAAGAUAUGUCAGCCAUGGAUUUUGGUCAAAGCUUAAUGACGAGCUCGACUUGAUACGAGAAGAAACACAAAGACUCACCGAUGAGGACUUCGACGAUUCGGAUGAAGAGACUCCAGACAGCUCACCGGCAGCUGCGCUCACAGCGAACCACAAUGCCUUCAUCUUUGGAUAUCGCACUGCAGAUGUGGAUUUGGAAAACCAAUGGCCUCUGCCUUCGCAUAUCCCAUUUCUAUGGUCUGUAUACCAGGACAAUGUGGAGCCAUUGCUUAAAGUGUUGCAUAUACCAACUAUGGAGCCCGUCUUUCGAGAUGCGAGAAAGGAUCGCAAACAACUGUCUCCUGCGAACGAGGCCCUUGUCUGGUCAAUUUACUAUGCUGCAAUUAUGUCACUAGAACCCGAGGAGGUACAAGCCAAUCUUGGCAUCAACAAAGAGGAUGUUCUUGUACAGUACCGUUUCGCGGUCGAGCAAGCUCUAGCCAAGGCCAACUUCCUUAACUCAUUAGACACCACGAUUAUCCAAGCCUUUCUCAUAUUCCUCUUUGUAGUCAAGGGCCAAGAUCAGAGUAGAUUCUGUUGGUCGUUGACCGGCUUGGUAGCUCAUCUUGCUCAGGGCAUGGGUCUUCAUCGCGAUGGGUCACAUUUCGGAUUAAGCCCUUUCGAAACCGAAAUGCGAAGACGUCUUUGGUGGACAUUACUUCUCCUGGAUCUUCGGUCGGCCGAUGAUCUGGGUACUGACCUUAUCAUCCAGGAGUUCAAUUAUGAUACGCAGAUGCCAAGCAACAUCAACGAUACCGAUAUCAAACCUGACUCAGCAGAGUCACCGGAACCCAGAGAAGGUCACUCUGACUGUGCAUUGGCCCUCAUCCGUUUUGAGAUUGCAGGCUUUGGCAGACGUCUCCUUCGCCUAUCAUCUGCUUCCAUGUCAUUUUGCCCCAACGGCACGGCUUAUGAAAAUACCAGUCUUGCUGAUCGAGAGCGUAUGCUUAUCGACGUUUACGAGAGAGUCGAGCACAAGUUCCUGAAGCAUGUCACGGAUGAUGCGGAUCCUAUGUACUGGGUGGCGGCCUCCAUCGCUCGCAUAAUUAUGGCCAAGAUGACUCUAGUGAUCUACCAGCCGGCGCUCUUCCCAGGCUCAGACAGUGAAGGUACGCUUUCGGAAGAGGCGAGGGAGCGCGCCUACUUGGCGGCGAUCGAGAUCACCGAAUACAAUCAUAUCUUGAAUAGCGAUCCAAGGUGUAAGCAGUUCAAGUGGCUCUUCAAAGGAUAUACCAACUGGUCAGCUAUGGCCUACUUUCUCAUUGCUAGUUGCCGUCGGCCAUGGACUCCUCUCGUGGAGCGUGGCUGGCAAGCUCUACACGGGUACGAUGGCCACCCAGCCCUUCUCCCACGGACUGCCGAUCUCACAGUUGUCGUAAUGCCUAUCAGAAAGCUUUAUGCGAGAGCCCAAAGGCACCGUGCAGCUGAGAUUACUCGGCUUCGUGGUAAUCCCGAGGAAGCACGCAGACUGGAGUUCGAAGAGAGGAAUAACCCCAGCUACCAAACUCGAUUUGGACAAGCUGCUGAUGGAGCAGUCAACAAAAUGGAAGAGAUAAGAAACAACUGGAAAACUCUGGUGCGAUCCGACGGCAGCAACAUAAAGAUGUCUACUCCAGCCGAGAUGAGCCCUGUAGCGCCACCCGCGAUGCUCCAACCAAUGCAACCGCAAGCUCCGUCUCGUCCUCGAACGCCUUUGGCCAACGAUGUACCGGGAAGUCUGGAUCUUUCUGACACGACCAUGGGUUACAUGAACGAGAUGAUGUCGCAAGAUUCGAGUUUUCCUAUGGUAAAUUUCUGGCCCCUGAAUGACGUCGGCUCGGCUCAGAUUAAGGCCAUGGGAACUGGAGCGACGCCGAUGCAAGCCGUUAAUCAGUUGCCUCAGCAGCACACGACACAAGUCGGAGACAUUGGCCAACAAUUUUCUCUCGAUGCCAUGCAUUUGCCCAAAGACGACAAUCAAGCUUAUUUCUGGAACGGUCCAUUCCCAUCCGUACACACAAAUUAUGACGGCAUGGGUGUAGACGACGUUGAUAUGAUUGGAGAAGAUUUCAAUUGGCAUAGUUGGAGCCAGAACGUUCGUGGUCUGUAG
Molecule: messenger RNA, 2865 nt
Organism: Fusarium sp. VM40
Lineage: Eukaryota; Fungi; Ascomycota; Sordariomycetes; Hypocreales; Nectriaceae
Source: the annotation of a GenBank genome assembly